AUGGGCAAUCUUCCAUACGAACUAUGGCUGCAUAUCACCUCCUUUCUGAAUGAUGAGGAAGUGUGGAUGAUGCGAUCUCUUAACAGGACUGUGCGUGGAAUUGUUUUGGACAGGCAUUUCCGGAAGGUCUGCUUAUCAAUGCUAGAUGUAUACUCCAGGGAAUACCGCAGUCGAUUUUCGCGGUUCAGCAAUAGUAAUAUAUCGACACGUGUGCGCGAGCUACACGUUUGCACCGUUGUGCCCGCUACCUCGAAAAUUGCAAAGCCGGCAUCGUCUCGAGAGAAGAUACUUUCAUUCCUCAGUCAAUCAUGGCGUAAUAUUGUAAAGAGCGACAGGGACGCGGUUUCUGAAACCCUUCAGACCUUCACGGAACUCAGACACGUGGUGCUGAAAUUUGACUUGAUUCAAGCGAUGGAUCUCUCGAAGACCACGCGCCUUUUGCAGAACUGCUUGCUUCCUUCAACAAAUCAUCUAAAUUCUCUCGAAAUGUCGUUUCCUAUCGAAUUGAUUGGGAAAACUAUACCACCGGCUCUCUUAUUGCCUCAUCUCAAAUCUUUUACUGUGACUUUAUUCACUCAUAGGAGCGCUGCAGAAGCUGAGAGACUCUUCACCACGACGGCUACGACAACACUGCAUUUCGGCAUCUACAACCUUGGGAUAUAUUUCUCGCCUGCUCAAAUGCACCUCACUACUUUAAUACACCUAAGCGUCAUCAUUGGUGAUUCAAAAACGACAUCGACUCGAGGACUUUUAGACCAAUUCGAUGUGCCGAUGCCAAAGCUUGAGGACUUUCUUCUUCGAUGUCAGUACGACACCUCUGCACUUGCAUCUUCUUCAUACCAAAAAUCCACCUUGCAAUCUACCCAUCAGCAAGUGUCUUCGUUGGUCUCCAUGAAACUGCGCAACGUCUUGCAUAACAGAGAAGACUUUCUCACCAUUUUCGAUCCAGCUGUGUCUUAUCACAAACUUAAAUAUUUGCACAUGUCACUUCAGAUUCUUACUCCGGAUAUGUUGGACAUUUUUGCUCUUCACUUGCACAAUCUUCACGGGCUUUACAUCCUUGUCAGGUUUCUCAAAUGUCGUCACAAAGGAAAUUUGAUCAUCAAUGAACAGGAAGAGAACGAAGUGAGUCGAUGA
Messenger RNA from Psilocybe cubensis, 1137 nucleotides. RefSeq lists its product as uncharacterized. The record is from RefSeq and is a predicted model, not a curated record. The transcript has 3 exons. Bases 1 to 1137 code for a protein of 378 amino acids. Gene Ontology annotation, molecular function: protein binding. NCBI's taxonomy places the organism in Eukaryota, Fungi, Basidiomycota, Agaricomycetes, Agaricales, Agrocybaceae.